Lagopus leucura (white-tailed ptarmigan) is the source of this 3201-nucleotide messenger RNA. It is a transcript of the gene UNC5C, whose product is annotated as unc-5 netrin receptor C. The coding region runs from base 1 to 2853 and encodes 950 amino acids. Gene Ontology annotation, biological process: netrin-activated signaling pathway. The record is from RefSeq and is a predicted model, not a curated record. NCBI's taxonomy places the organism in Eukaryota, Metazoa, Chordata, Aves, Galliformes, Phasianidae. The transcript is spliced from 17 exons. Gene Ontology annotation, cellular component: membrane. Gene Ontology annotation, molecular function: netrin receptor activity; protein binding.
AUGGGGAAAGGACUGGAGGGCACGGCGGCCCGCUGCGGGCUGGGAAUGGGAUACCUGCUGCACAGCGUGGUGCUCCCCGCGCUGGCCGUCCUGGGGGCCAGCCGGCCCGGCUCUGCCGCGCAAGAUGAUGAUUUUUUUCAUGAACUUCCAGAAACUUUUCCUUCUGAUCCUCCAGAGCCAUUGCCCCACUUUCUCAUUGAACCCGAAGAAGCUUACAUAGUGAAAAACAAGCCUGUGAAUCUGUACUGCAAAGCAAGCCCAGCCACACAGAUCUAUUUUAAGUGCAACAGCGAAUGGGUUCAUCAGAAGGACCACGUGGUGGAUGAGAGAGUAGAUGAAACCUCUGGUCUGAUUGUCCGUGAGGUGAGCAUCGAGAUUUCCCGUCAGCAGGUGGAGGAGCUCUUUGGGCCCGAGGACUACUGGUGCCAGUGCGUCGCCUGGAGCUCAGCUGGCACCACCAAGAGCCGCAAGGCCUAUGUCCGCAUUGCAUAUCUCAGGAAGACUUUUGAGCAGGAGCCCCUGGGGAAAGAAGUAUCCCUGGAGCAAGAGGUCCUGCUCCAGUGCCGUCCUCCUGAAGGCAUUCCGGUAGCUGAGGUGGAGUGGCUGAAGAAUGAAGAGGUGAUUGAUCCUGUGGAAGACCGAAACUUUUACAUCACCAUUGAUCACAAUCUGAUCAUCAAGCAAGCCCGGCUUUCUGACACAGCCAACUACACUUGUGUUGCCAAAAACAUUGUGGCCAAAAGGAAAAGCACUACAGCAACCGUGAUCGUCUAUGUGAAUGGAGGCUGGUCUACCUGGACUGAGUGGUCGGUGUGCAACAGCCGCUGUGGGAGAGGCUUCCAGAAGCGCACAAGGACUUGCACUAACCCUGCCCCACUCAAUGGGGGGGCCUUCUGCGAGGGGCAAAACGUUCAGAAAAUAGCUUGCACCACCCUGUGUCCAGUGGAUGGCAAAUGGACGUCCUGGAGCAAGUGGUCCACUUGUGGCACAGAGUGUACCCACUGGCGCCGGAGGGAGUGCACAGCCCCGGCCCCGAAGAAUGGAGGCAAGGACUGCGAGGGACUGGUGCUACAGUCCAAGAACUGCACCGACGGGCUCUGCAUGCAGGGUUUCAUUUAUCCUAUUUCAACUGAACAGAGAGCCCAGAAUGAAUAUGGAUUUUCUUCUGCACCUGACUCGGAUGAUGUUGCUCUCUACGUGGGGAUUGUCAUUGCUGUGAUCGUGUGCCUGGCUAUUUCUGUGGUUGUGGCCCUGUUUGUCUAUCGCAAGAACCACCGUGAUUUUGAGUCAGAUAUUAUCGACUCGUCGGCGCUAAAUGGGGGAUUUCAGCCUGUUAACAUCAAGGCUGCAAGGCAAGACCUCUUGGCAGUGCCACCAGACCUCACUUCUGCUGCAGCCAUGUACAGGGGUCCUGUGUAUGCCUUGCAUGAUGUCUCAGAUAAAAUUCCAAUGACCAAUUCUCCGAUCCUGGACCCACUGCCCAAUCUGAAGAUCAAAGUUUAUAACACCUCUGGAGCAGUCACCCCCCAGGAUGAACUCUCUGACUUCUCCUCCAAGCUGUCCCCACAGAUUACUCAGUCUCUGUUAGAGAAUGAGACAUUGAAUGUGAAGAACCAAAGCCUUGCACGGCAAGCAGACCCAUCCUGCACUGUAUUUGGGACCUUCAACUCCUUAGGGGGCCACCUAGUAAUUCCCAAUUCAGGAGUGAGUUUGCUGAUCCCAGCAGGGGCUGUUCCCCAAGGAAGAGUCUAUGAAAUGUAUGUGACAGUCCACAGGAAGGAGAGCAUGAGACCACCUAUAGAAGACAGCCAGACGCUGCUGACACCAGUGGUGAGCUGUGGCCCACCAGGAGCGCUGCUGACACGACCCGUUGUGCUGACCAUGCACCACUGUGCUGAGCCCAACAUGGAUGACUGGCAGAUCCAGCUCAAGCACCAGGCAGCCCAAGGACCAUGGGAGGAUGUAGUGGUGGUUGGGGAGGAAAACUUCACCACUCCAUGCUAUAUUCAGCUGGAUCCAGAGGCCUGCCAUAUCCUGACAGAGACCCUCUGCACGUACGCCUUGGUAGGACAGUCCAUCACCAAAGCAGCAGCCAAACGUCUCAAACUGGCCAUCUUUGGACCACUGUCCUGCUCCUCACUGGAGUACAGCAUCCGCGUCUACUGCCUUGAUGACACACAGGAUGCCCUGAAGGAGGUCCUCCAGCUUGAGCGGCAAAUGGAUGGACAGCUGUUGGAGGAACCAAAAACUUUGCAUUUUAAGGGAAGUACCCACAAUCUCCGCUUAUCCAUUCAUGACAUUGCCCACUCUCUCUGGAAGAGCAAACUGCUGGCUAAAUACCAGGAGAUUUCUUUUUACCACAUCUGGAGUGGAUGCCAGAGGAACCUGCAUUGCACCUUCAUGCUGGAACGAUUCAGCCUCAAUACCCUGGAGCUCGUCUGCAAACUCUGUGUGCGACAAGUCGAAGGAGAAGGGCAGAUCUUCCAGCUCAACUGCUCAGUAUCAGAGGAACCCACUGACACUGAUUAUCCCAUCAUGGACUCAGCAGGCAGCAUCACAACAAUAGUUGGGCCCAACGCUUUCAGCAUCCCACUCCCAAUAAGGCAGAAGCUCUGCAGCAGCCUGGAUGCACCCCAGACCCGGGGCCAUGACUGGAGGAUGUUGGCCCACAAGCUGAAACUGGACAGGUACCUAAAUUAUUUUGCUACAAAAUCAAGUCCCACCGGAGUGAUUCUGGAUCUCUGGGAAGCCCAGAAUUUCCCUGAUGGCAACCUGAGCAUGCUGGCAGCAGUGCUAGAAGAAAUGGGACGACACGAAACCAUCGUUUCUUUGGCAGCAGAAGGAAAUUACUGAUGCAGCCUUGGCGUGAACAGGAAGGACAAAUACAGGGAGCGGUAAUGCCCCAUUAUUGCAAGUGUUCGAAAUGAAAACCCAGACCAAUGAGUUACAUAAGAGACAUUUCAGAGAAGAAAGAAAGCAAACAAACAGAGAAAUAUACAGCCCUGACCUUCACAUGUGCUCUCCUUGUACAUUAUCACAGGAUCUAAAAGAAAUCAUGCAAAGUUGUACCUUGAAAAUAUAAAUCAACCUAAUGUUCCUCUUGGCUUGGCUGUACACUGCUUGGUACAGGAUUUUACAGUUUCCUAGGAAACGCUUUUUAUUGCUAUCCAGAUAUAUGGAUAAACUUUCUUAACAAUCCCA